Molecule: messenger RNA, 965 nt
Organism: Trichoplusia ni (cabbage looper)
Lineage: Eukaryota; Metazoa; Arthropoda; Insecta; Lepidoptera; Noctuidae
Product: H/ACA ribonucleoprotein complex subunit GAR1-like
Exons: 3
Coding region: 296-778 (160 amino acids)
Source: RefSeq, a predicted model, not a curated record
AAUCCUUAAUAAAUAGUUCACACAAAACGUAGGUGUGUUUUUUCUAUGACUAAUAUAAUAUUUUCCGCUGAUGCACGUAAGUACACUUUUGCAUCAAAAUGAUUCAAAAUAUAAUAGGAUUGAAAAUAAAUUAGCACUCUUAAAUCUAUUUAUGGGAAUACCCAGUGUAGGGAAAUGACAUCUAGUAGUCUCAGACUGUUUACAUGAGCCACGGUGUCAAUUAGCAUGUUUGGACGACGUUUAAUAUAUAGACGCCGAACAAUUUUCAAGUCAGUCGUAAAAGGGCAGCAAUAAAAUGGAGAACUAUAAUUACCUAUUUACUAUCUUCGUGGUAUCCCUAAUAGGAAUACAGGAAAUUUAUGGCACAAAGGUUGAACAAACAGUGCAAACCUUGGACGAAAAAUCGAAUCCAUUAGCGAAUCUAAUACUAAACGAAAAUGGAAUUGGAGAUGUCAGCGGCAAGGGAGACCAGACAAAGGGCACUUCAUCGAGAGUGAAACGACAAUUCUAUUAUGAUCCAUAUUAUUAUUAUCGCAGACCAGUACCAGUCCCAGUGCCUAUUGUGGUUGGUGGUUUGGGAAUAGGCGGGUUUGGCUUCGGUAGAGGCUUUGGAGGAAGAGGCUUUGGGUUCGGCGGUCGCGGGUUUGGUGGGCGAGGGUUCGGCGGACGUGGCUUCGGCGGAAGAGGUUUCGGCGGAAGGGGUUUCGGCGGAAGAGGCUUCGGAGGAAGAGGUUUUGGUGGCAGAGGAUUCGGCGGUUUUGGUGGAAGGAGAGGGUAAAUAAAGCUCACAGAUGAAUUUGAAUUUUCGUUUGAAUUUUAAAGACUGCACUGACACCAAGAAGUUUAUUUUAAGCAGAAAGAAGAAGGAAUAAUAGUAGAAUAAUAUUGUACUGAUAGAUUAGUUAUGUAAUAUUUGUGAUUGAUUUUGUACAUUUAAUUUAAAUAAAACAUUAUUUGAAUAUUGA